Molecule: messenger RNA, 3530 nt
Organism: Eublepharis macularius
Lineage: Eukaryota; Metazoa; Chordata; Lepidosauria; Squamata; Eublepharidae
Gene: CERS2
Product: ceramide synthase 2
Exons: 11
Coding region: 296-1453 (385 amino acids)
Biological process (GO): ceramide biosynthetic process
Cellular component (GO): membrane
Molecular function (GO): sphingosine N-acyltransferase activity; DNA binding
Source: RefSeq, a predicted model, not a curated record
CAAAGGCUGGCUUGGAAGGGGGGGGCGGCAGCGGCUGCAGAUGUGAGCGUGCGGCUCCCCUCGCCGGAUCGCUCCCAGCGGCGUCGUUGUCCUCCUCUCCAGCGCCCGCGAUCCGCUUCUUCUUUUUCUCUCCUCCUCUCUUGGAAGAAGAGGAGGAGGAAGAGAGACAAAAAAGGGGGGGAGAAGAAGGGGGGGCGAGGCACCCGAGCCCCAGGCGAGAGGGACGCGAUCUUCGGCGUGCGUUUUGCAAAAAGAAAGAAACUCCUGCUCGUCGCUCCUUGCUGCCUGCCAAGCGAUGUUCCAGACAUUAUACAACUGCUUCUGGUGGGACCGGCUCUGGUUGCCAGCAAACCUAACCUGGGCUGACCUCGAAGACCGAGAUGGGCGAGUCUAUGCCAAGGCCUCGGACCUCUAUGUCACCUUCCCUUUGGCCUUCCUCUUCCUCAUUCUUAGACAUCUCUUUGAAAUAUACAUAGCCACCCCAUUAGCCGGUCUUCUGAACAUCAAGGAGAAAGUACGGUUAAAAGCCGGGCCAAAUCCCGUCUUAGAAACAUUUUACUCCGCUUCUUCCAAGCAUCCCAAACAGGCGGAUAUUGAAGCCCUUUGCAAGAAAUGCGGCUGCACCGCACGGCAGGUGGAACGGUGGUUCCGGCGCCGACGCAACCAGGACCGGCCCAGCUUGCUCAAGAAGUUCCGGGAGGCCAGUUGGAGAUUCACCUUUUACAUUAUUGCUUUCAUUGCUGGCAUGUCUGUUGUUGUAGAUAAACCCUGGUUUUAUGACUUGCGGAAAGUUUGGGAAGGUUAUCCCAUUCAGACUCUACUGCCUUCCCAGUAUUGGUACUACAUGAUCGAGCUGUCGUUCUACUUGUCUCUCCUAUUCAGCAUCGCCUCAGAUGUGAAGCGGAAGGACUUCAAGGAGCAGGUCAUUCACCAUGUGGCAACCAUCAUUUUGAUUACGUUUUCCUGGUACACGAAGUACAUUCGGGCAGGGACUCUAGUUAUGGCUUUGCACGAUGCCUCGGAUUACCUGCUAGAGUUGGCAAAGGUAUUUAACUACGCCGGCUGGAAGAAUGCUUGCAACAAUCUCUUCGUUGUCUUUUCUGUGGUCUUCAUGAUUUCCCGGCUCAUCAUCUUUCCCUUCUGGAUCCUAUGGUGUACCAUUAUCUACCCCUUGGACAUAUAUCCUCCCUUCUUCGGCUACUAUUUCUUCAACUUCAUGAUGAUCGUCCUUCAAUGCCUGCACGUCUUUUGGGCAUAUUUUAUCCUGCACAUGGCCCACAGAUUCAUAACUGGAAAGGUGAUGAAAGAUGAACGUAGCGAUCACGAUGAGACCGAUAACACAGACGAGGAGGAGGAGGAGGCAGCAGCAACUUCGGCGGGGCAUAGCACAAAGAACGGCCCGCUUACCAACGGGCACCCCGUCUUGAACAAUAACCAUCGGAAAGCUGAAUGAAUGCUAACCCCCCUCCGGUUCAAGCUCGCCUGUUGUUUGGCUGCAAGCUGAGGAUUUUGAGGUCAUACUGAGAACUUUCCACCAGGUUAACAUCAAAAUUCUAUCGAAAGCAGAAGGGGGGCCUUCCCUGCACCGGCAUUUGAUCCCUUCCUCAAAUGUCGGUAGCCAGGUAGUUCUCAUGAGAAAGGAAGGGGCUGUGAAGCUCCCGCCAGCCCGCAAUUUACUCGAGAAAAGCAACCCCAACUGCUUCUUCGUCGGACAGGAGCGGUAACUGGAAAGUUGGCUUCUUCUUUCGGGGAUGGUGGUGGUGGUGAUGGAUGGCCUCUUUUCUCUGGCCCUCGGUCCUUCACCAAACUGCCUUAAAAAAAUCUGGGGCAAGAUGAACCCCAAGACUGUGUUGCCUUUUGGGUUUCCCCCCGCCCCUCCUUUCUCCCAACUACAAAUUCAUUCACAACCCAAAAGGUGCGGGAAAGGAAGCACUGCGCUGCAAGUCACGCUUCCCCUCACAUUCUUUUAGAUUCUCUGUUCUAGUAACACCUGGUAACUUCCACUUGCACGGCACCUCACUGACCCUUCCCCUUUUUUUCUGUGCCAAAUGUUUUGUCGCAUUUUUUUAAAAAAAGAAAGCAGAGUGACUUCUGGUCUCCGGCUUCCUUUCCCGUUAGGUUUUCGAAAAUCUGUAGGCUUGAAGGCAAAGAUCUUUCCCUAGAAACUGGAAACGGAGAAGGAAGAUUAAAAUCUUCAGGGUGCACCUACGUAGGGUUUUUGUGGGGAGGGGAGAUUGCAAUGGUUGUUGGUUGUCAGUCGCACUCGUUCUUGGGUCUGGUGGCUGCUUCUCUCUGGACUCUGCUGAUGUGGGGAGGGGCAGGCAUGAGGCUUCCCCAAGAGUAGGAUGAUCCCUACUUCCUGGUCCUAGAACAGCAACUAAUUCUUCUUGAGUUUAUCCACUAAGCAGAGAUGUGAGAAGCCCGCUCCUGCACACCCUAGCCUUACUCUGGCAUCUGCUAGGUUUUUUAAACGGGACGCGCGUGAGUUGGGCCUCGCCCCCUCUUCCCAUUCCAAAGUCCUGGAACCCUUGAAGGGGUUUGUUAUGCUCUGGAGAGGUCAUGCUAUAUACAUGUCCUUUGGGGAAAUAAUUUUUUUUUUUUUUUGCAAAACAAAAAAUCCAGAGUAUUACUUAGAUACUCCAGAAGUAAUUGGGAUAGGUGUUAUUGGAUUGCCUAAAAUGUCUUUUUCUUCACCCCAAGCUCUGGCUUGCAGAACUGUAGGUAGGCAUUUAUCUAUUUUUUUUUAAAUUGGAGAAGUAUUUAAUAAAGAGGUUUCCCCCACUUUGCGGAGGAGGGCUUGCACCGGAGGUUGCAUUUGAGGCAACAGGAAUGGUUGCGACCUGCGGUUUUACAUGCACAUCUGCCGUGUGGAUGCAUCAGCAAGCCGCUACAGUGGCCUCAGUGGAAGCGCCUCCUCUGUUCACCUCUUAAAUUGCUCAGCCACCCUUCUGUGUGCAACGUACACUACUUCACCACUACCCCAUUUCCACGAGGAACUUCAUUCUCUCACCUUCGCUCGUUUUUGUUGCAGGGAAAAAAAAUUAUGCACCGCCCCUUUGGAUUAAAAUGGGGGUUGCGGCUUCUGCUGCCUCAAUAACUUCUUGCAUGGGAGAAGGCUCUGCCUUUAGUGGGACAGAGCCGUGGUGGGACCCAACCUACAGUGCAAUCCAUUCAGAGUUACUCCUGUCGAAGCCCAUGGAGUUCAAUGGGCUUAGAGUGGAGUAACUCUGUUUAGGAUUCCUCUGCUAGGCCGCUUUCCUCUUCAUGACACCCUCUUUCCAGCCCUGAUGCUGAUUUCUUUUUCCUUAAUUUAUUAGUUAGGACUUUUGCAAACAAGGAGAAACACAAGUAGGGGCUCAGCUUGAAGGACGGGAGAAGAUUUUUUCCAACCUAGCCACCAGUGGCUUGGGUGUUUGGGGAGGGGGGGGUAUAGAAGGACCAGUAAUCCUAUCUUCAGACCAAAAUGUUUUUUUAAAAGUUAAAUAUAUUAAAAACCUAAAUAAAACUAAUAAACAUCUGUUUAAAAAGAA